GCUCAUGCGCAGCCCUUUUGGGCUCGAGGCCGAGCCGGGGGGCGGAGCAUCGCCCUCCCAUUCCGUCAAAGAACCUUGUUUACCCCGACCAGCCACCACCGUAUCAUCCAUGCGGGCUCUUCUCGCGGCGGCGGCCCUGCAGCAGUGCUCCGCCCUGUCGGGGCUCUUCCGCAUGAUGCACGACCUGCUCCAGGACCUCGGCCCCGCGGUCUCCGUCCAGGUGCUGACGCCCUGGGGCGAGGAGCUGGUCGGGACGGCCACCGACUCGCACGCCCCCUGCGAGGACGCGUCGGAGGGGAGCAACUGCUUCAACGCGGUCAUGUGGCUCAAGAUGGGCGGUUUCAGCAAGUUUCCGCACUGGUACCCGGGGUACACCGCGGAGUCCCCCUUCCAGGACGUGCAGGCCAUGCUCAACCGCACAGGCAAGUCUCAUUGCCCGAAGCCUUGUGCGACGGCAUCCUUCGCGAGCACGCCGCUGCAAGCCACUGACAGUGUUCCCGCUUUGCACAAGCUUCCCCGUUACCACACACCGGUGGAGGGCGACAAUUGCCACGAUGCGGUAGAAGGCGACCACUGCUUCCGCGCCAUCAAGUGGUUCAUGAAGAAGGGCAUCGCGGCGCACCCCGACUGGUACCCCAACCUCAGCGCCAGCUCCACCAGCCAAGAGGUGCAGCACGAGCUCCACCGCCAGCAGAAGGCCCAGUGCCCCAGGCCCUGCACCCUGAGCCCCCGUUUCGGCCAGGACGAGGA
Messenger RNA from Prorocentrum cordatum, 750 nucleotides. The record is from the annotation of a GenBank genome assembly. Lineage: Eukaryota; Dinophyceae; Prorocentrales; Prorocentraceae.